Molecule: messenger RNA, 1120 nt
Organism: Sebastes umbrosus (honeycomb rockfish)
Lineage: Eukaryota; Metazoa; Chordata; Actinopteri; Perciformes; Sebastidae
Product: gamma-crystallin M2-like
Exons: 5
Coding region: 428-1120 (230 amino acids)
Biological process (GO): visual perception; lens development in camera-type eye
Molecular function (GO): structural constituent of eye lens
Source: RefSeq, a predicted model, not a curated record
UCUGUCAGCCUCCACAGAAUAAAUCUCCAUGGUAACUAGUUUGCCCCUGCCUUCAUGAAACCUGGUCCAGGCUAACCUGAUCCAUGGAGGAUAACUGUGAAACCCGGCUACAUUCACACGGACAGGUGCCGUGGUGGCGAGCUAACGGAAGUGACUGUAACGUUAACAGGUUGAUUUGUUUACCGAUGUUCCUCUCCGUCAGGCCCCGAGGACACCGGGAGCAGAGCUGUACGGUCAUGUUACCGGGCAGGUUGACGGUCACGUCUCGGAACCGGUGCAGAGUUUCCCUCUCAAAGCCACAGAUCUCGAUGAAGCUGCGCUCCAACACCGCCGUCGCCAUCUUCUCCUCUUCCUCAUGCAGCUGUGACGUCAGCGGGACGGAGAGGCCGCGCGCUCACCCUUCAAAUAUUUAAAGAGACAAGGCAUUAUGUGUCAGCGUGCUGACUCAACACGCUGCCACAUAAAGCAGCGAGCGGCGCUCAGGUGUAUAAAAGCCCUGCACUCACACAUGUGGGAAAGCAGUCCACCGCAGUCAACCAGAGCAGCACUACAACGAAACGCCAAUAUGUCCGCUACCGACAUGAACAUGAUGAGCAAGGUGGUGUUCUACGAGGACAGGAACUUCCAGGGUCGUUCCCACGAGUGCAGCAGCGACUGUGCCGACAUGUCUUCCUACCUGAGCAGGUGUCACUCCUGCAGGGUGGAGAGAGGCUGCUUCAUGGUCUACGACCGCACCAACUUCAUGGGCAACCAGUACUUCCUGAGGAGGGGCGAGUACUCCGACUACCAGAGCAUGAUGGGAAUGAACGACUGCAUCAGGUCCUGCCGUAUGAUCCCCAUGUACCGUGGCUCGUACAGGAUGAAGAUCUACGAGAGGGAGAACUUUGGAGGCAUGAUGCACGAGCUGAUGGACGACUGCGACAACACCAUGGAUCGUUACCGCAUGUCCAACUGCAUGUCCUGUAACGUGAUGGACGGACACUGGCUGAUGUACGAGCAGGCCAACUACAGAGGCAGGAUGAUGUACAUGAGGCCUGGAGAGUACAGGAACUUCACGAACAUGGGCAUGAGCAACAUGAGGUUCAUGAGCAUGAGGCGCAUCAAUGACUCAUACUAUUAG